Spea bombifrons (plains spadefoot toad) is the source of this 3937-nucleotide messenger RNA. RefSeq names its product ubiquitin like with PHD and ring finger domains 2 (gene UHRF2). The record is from RefSeq and is a predicted model, not a curated record. The transcript has 16 exons. Gene Ontology annotation, molecular function: protein binding; ubiquitin protein ligase activity. Gene Ontology annotation, biological process: negative regulation of gene expression via chromosomal CpG island methylation; protein ubiquitination. NCBI's taxonomy places the organism in Eukaryota, Metazoa, Chordata, Amphibia, Anura, Pelobatidae. The coding region runs from base 395 to 2956 and encodes 853 amino acids.
GCGAGAUUUUAGCUUGGCGCCGUGACCCCCCAUGUGAGAGCAGUUCCUAGUAAACACUCCCUGCAGCUCAGACAUGGCUUCCUACCCCUUGCGAGAAUAGAACGAAGCAGCGGCUCCGAUUGCCCCCCACUGCAUUCUAUUUACCCCCCCUUGCAUGCAGAUCUGCCGCGAGAAGCCCAUCGCCCGCUGCUUUUCUUCUCCCUUUCUUUUGUUUUGGGUCCCCGUGUGAUUUUUGUCUAUUGUUGCUUUUCUUAAUUGCAAAAAAAAAAAAAAAGAAUAACAAAUCAGUAAGGCUAAGCCUGCUCGGGGCGGAAAAAAAUAUUCUAACGGAAGAUCAAAAUAGGUAAUAUUUUAAUCCAACAGCUUUUGGUGGCUAGACGGGAGGUGACAAAAGAUGUGGAUCCAGGUCAGAACCAUAGAUGGUACGGAGACCCGCAUCAUAGAUGACCUGUCAAGGCUCACUCGGAUCGAAAGUCUGAGAGUCAAGAUCCAGGAGAGCUUCAACGCGGCCCCGGACAGGCAGCGGCUUUUCUACCGGGGCAAACAGCUGGAAGAUGGACACACCCUGUUUGACUACAACGUCGGCUUGAAUGACAUUGUCCAGCUCUUAAUCCGGUCGCAGUCUGAUGAUGCUGCUGCUAGUCCUACAUCAAAGAAAAAGGAAGUGGAUGGGAAGGGGCACUCCAAUUCUGCCAACAAACACAAGUCACGAGCCGGCUCCCCCCACAGCGAACCGACUACCUCUGCUCGAGCUUUCCUCAUUGAUCCUGGCAUUGGCAUCUAUAAGAUCAAUGAAUUGGUGGAUGCUCGUGAUGUAACUAUUGGAGCGUGGUUUGAAGCACAGGUUGAAAAUGUAACUCGACCCAAUAAAGGACAGAAAAACGGCAAAGCUCAUGUGAAAGGUGGCAACUCCUACAAAGGGACUAAUGGAAGUCUUAGCCAGGACCAUUUAAGAGAAAACUCACAUCAUUCGGAUACGGUCCCUUCUACUUCUUACUCUAAUGAUCGCGCCAAUGAUGAGGAUGUGGUGUAUCAUAUCAAAUAUGAUGAUUAUCCCGAAAAUGGCAUUGUCGAAAUGAAAUCCUCCAACCUGCGACCAAGAGCAAGAACUAUCCUAAAGUGGAGCGACUUUAAAGUGGGUGAUAUUGUAAUGGUGAAUUACAAUAUAGAAACCCCGGAGGAACGGGGAUUCUGGUUUGAUGCGGAAAUCACGAACUUGAAGGAGAAUUCAAGAACUAAUAAGGAAUUGUAUGUCAAGAUUUUACUGGGUGGCCCUGAAGAUGCCAUAAAUGACUGCAAGAUUAUUUUUCCUGAUGAAAUCUACAAGAUAGAAAAACCAGGAGCUUCUCCCCUGUCUUCUGGAGAUGGCGAUUUCAGAAGGAAGAGUGGCCCUGAAUGUAAGCACUGCAAGGCAGACCCAGAUGUAGAAUGCAGGUUCUGCUCUUGUUACAUUUGCGGAGGGAAGCAGGACGCCCAUAUGCAGCUUCUGUGCGAUGAAUGCAACAUGGCCUAUCAUAUAUAUUGUCUGAACCCCCCAUUAUCCAAGAUACCUGAAGAUGAAGACUGGUAUUGUCCUUCUUGUAAAAAUGACUCCACUGAGGUGGUGAAGGCUGGUGAAAAACUGAAGCAGAGUAAAAAGAAAGCAAAGAUGCCUUCAGCCAGCACUGAGAGCCAGAGGGAUUGGGGCAAGGGAAUGGCUUGUGUUGGCCGCACUAAAGAAUGCACCAUAGUCCCCUCCAAUCACUACGGACCUAUUCCUGGUGUUCCUGUAGGUGCAACCUGGAAAUUUAGAGUGCAGGUCAGUGAAGCAGGAGUUCAUCGGCCUCAUGUUGGUGGAAUUCAUGGACGCAGCAAUGACGGGGCUUAUUCGCUUGUGCUUGCUGGUGGAUUUGAAGAUGAAGUGGACCGUGGAGAUGAAUUUACAUACACAGGCAGUGGAGGUCGAGACCUAUCUGGCAACAAAAGGAUCGGGGAACACUCUUUUGAUCAAACAUUGACUCAUAUGAACAGGGCCCUGGCCCUAAACUGUGAUGCCGCCCUGAAUGAUAAAGAUGGAGCUGAAUCUAAGAACUGGAGAGCUGGAAAGCCUGUUCGCGUAGUUCGCAGCUCAAAAGGACGCAGGAUUAGCAAAUACGCCCCUGAAGAUGGCAACAGAUAUGAUGGCAUUUACAAGGUGGUCAAAUACUGGCCAGAAAUAGGCAAAUGUGGCUUUCUGGUAUGGCGGUACCUGCUACGGAGAGAUGAUGUUGAGCCUGCCCCUUGGACAGCAGAAGGCAUUGAACGGUCAAAGAAACUCGGACUAACCUUACAGUUCCCAGAAGGGUAUCUGGAAGCAAUGGCUAACAAAGAGAAGAAGGUCAAGAAGCAGCCGGUGAAGUCUGAACCCAAUACUCCAGCUCCUCCGGUUAAUCCCGGUCUUCGCAGUGGUUCAAGCAGCAAGAAUAAGCAGAACAAUACAGAGCAAACUUGCAGCCAGGCCACUGACACUGACAAAAAGGAUACCACCAGCCAGAGCAACGGUAGCCAGAAAAGGCCAAGUGAAGAUGAUGAAGCAGAAAAAGUUUUACCCCCAUCCAAGUCCAUAAAGCUCUCAGAAGAAGGGCGAGGGGAGUCUUUCCAGCUCACUCAACAGCAGCACUGGCUUAUUAAAGAGGACAGUCUUAAUCAAAAGCUGUGGGGUGAUGUACUCUCAUCCAUCAAGGAAGGACCGAAUUUUUUGAAGAAAGUGGAGCAAACCUUCAUGUGUGUGUGCUGCCAGGAGCUAGUCUAUCAACCAGUGACUACAGCAUGUCUUCACAAUGUGUGCAAGAGCUGCCUGCAGCGUUCCUUCCGAGCAGAGGUCUUUACAUGUCCAGCUUGUAGAUACGACCUUGGAAAGACUUACACUAUGGCUAUAAAUAAGGUGCUACAAACCCUGCUGGACCAAUUCUUUCCUGGAUAUAGCAAAGGACGAUGAUUUGUUAUGCUCCUACGCCUUUUCUGCUUUUUGACUUUUUAUAAUUGUAAAAGGACAAGCAAAGUGAUAAAAAUAGAGGAAACAAAUACACAUGUGGACCAAUAAACACCAUGGAGCUCUGCGGCUUAAACCACGAAUGCUUCUCCCCCCCCCCUCAUGUUGCCACUCUGUCGCUCAACAUCCAGAGGUAGUAGUUUCCUGUAAAGCUACAGAUCAGAAGAGAUCACACCACAGUCUGGACAACUAACCUGAAUUUUAAACCGUGCUAGUUUUAUUGAACUACCUCAAGACAGUGAAGAACAACAUGGGACAGAGAGCAAAAGAGAAAAUGGUCAACUUAUCUUCAGCAUUUCACCAUACUUUAGCUGAGCCUGGUCCAAAAGGUUUUUCUCCUAUAGAGCCGAAGGUGUCUACAGUACAUUGCAGGGUAAUGUCUUGUAGACUUUUGUAAAGCUCAAGGGCUUGGUGUACACUGACAGCACUUAGAAACAGAGAAAUGUGUUAGAUGUAAGGACAGCAUAAUGUUUUCCCCUACAUCCUCUCUACUGUUUUUAUUUUUUCUUUAUCAUUUUUAUGCAAAGCUUAUUUGUUGCAUAUUACCGUGAGCCUCUCUCUGCUUCAUAUUUUGUACCUUAUGCAAGUUGACUACUAAUACCUAAUGAGAACAAUAUGUAUGGAUUGUUGCUACAUUAGUGUAACGUGAUGUGUUGUUUUAAUUUUUUUUUUUAUUUCUUCUUUUCUCUUAGAAAUAAGACAGACACCAUAGCUGUGUGAUUUUUGUAUUCUCUAUAAAAACAAGCCACUUUUGUAUUAGUUUAAAAUGUAUGCUUUAGUAGGGCCUUGUUUUAGUGGCAGUUCAAAGCAUUGCAGAUGGGUGGCAGUAGUAGGUUGGAGAGGGUCAGAAAUCGCUUCCUGUUUUGAUUUUAAAUUUUAUAUACAGUAUAUUCCUUAAAUAUACCAUAUUAAAUAUUUUAUGAUUGA